Perca flavescens (yellow perch) is the source of this 4723-nucleotide messenger RNA. It is a transcript of the gene tmf1, whose product is annotated as TATA element modulatory factor 1. The coding region runs from base 507 to 4013 and encodes 1168 amino acids. Gene Ontology annotation, cellular component: endoplasmic reticulum; Golgi apparatus. The transcript has 17 exons. The record is from RefSeq and is a predicted model, not a curated record. Lineage: Eukaryota; Metazoa; Chordata; Actinopteri; Perciformes; Percidae.
UGACGUCAUGAUGCUACGUGGAAAGGAAGUAGCGAAGAGGCUAAUGCUAGUGGGGAUACAAGUUGUGAUCGACCAAAACAAACGAUGACGGCCGAGCAAGGGAGCCGAAAAAAAGCUUGGAUUUAACAUGGGGAUGCUUUUGCUUUGACCGUUGUGGCAGAGUUAUAUACGGUAUUAGAAAUACCUGUAUUUCUACAUGAGAUAUGCGAUUUUGAAUGCCAACUGGCCAGUUUGCGAACUGUAGCUAACUGUAUUACGUUACUGGGAUUAAUGCUGUCCCUGUAUUUACAGUGUUGCUAACUAGCUAAGUGGAAGCUAGCUGUCAACAAAGCUUUUCUGGACAGAACAACACGUUGCGAAAUAUUGUUCGCACCAGGUUAUCGUUGAUAACGACAAAUGCAGAGACAGUUCAAGUUCCUCUGCUUUGUGUGGUAACGCCAAAUUCCCUUUUAAAUCCGUGUGACAAUUUAUGAACUUGGUGAUAGCUAGCUAGCCUAACAGUCAAAAUGAGUUGGUUCAACGCAUCUCACCUGUCCAGCUUCGCUAAACAAGCUUUAACAACAGCUCAGAAGUCAAUCGACCGAGUUCUGGACAUCAAAGAAGAGGACCAAUGGGGUGACACAGUUGUAAAGCCCUAUGAUGAUGUUACAAUACCGGGGAAGCUGUCAUUAAGUGGAGGAUGGGGAAUGACGCAGUGGGAAGCACCCCUUGAAGAAAAGACCACCACUCCUCCUCCUUCCUCUGAGGCCAUUACUACUCCUGUUACUCGCACAGUUGUGGAUGAAUCCGAAAACUUUUUUAGUGCCUUUCUGCCACCUGGAGACGUACAAGGUGGCACCAACACCCAGGUAGUGUCUGUACCCCCUACUAAGUCUCAAAUAAGGCCUCAGGAGAAAGAAAAGAAAAACAUCGAGGCUGUGGCACAAAAAGAAGUAGAGACUCAAAAUUCAGCACCUGCGGAUGAGAGUCAAGAGAAUCAGACAGUUGCUGAGAGCCAGCCAGUUGAGCUUGAGUCCUCACCAACAGCACCGUAUGCAGACACUAUCCUCCUGCAGCCAGUUUCCCCUGCUUCUUCUUCCAUCGAUCUUCCUUGUAACCCUGACAGCGAAAAAAGCAUUGUAAAAACAGAUGCUAGCUCUCCAGUUUUUGUAGACUCAAAAACGGAGCAGUCACAGAAAGCAUCAGAUCACGAGGUUGAGCAGGAUACCACAGAUUCAUCUGAACCUGCUGCUGUCACUUCUGAGCCUAAGAGCUCUACACCUUCUGAUCCUUCGCCCUCCCCGUCCUCUAAGGGGGUUCUCAUAGAGCAUAAAGACUCAAAGGUGGAGGACCGUCAAAAUGACACCCCCUCUCCUCCAGUCAGCGCUUUCUCCUCAGGAACCUCUACCACCAGUGACAUUGAAGUUCUUGACCAUGACUCUGUGUUGAGUGAGAGCUCAGCCAGCUCCAGACAAGAAACAGGGGAGAGCAAGGCUGGCCUUCACCUAAUGCAGGGCUCCUUCCAGCUUCUCACUGCCUCCACCUGUGGAGAUUUCCCCCGUCUGGAGGACUAUUCCAAACUCACAGAGAGCAGCGGCUCUUCCUCGGAUGCAUUUGAGCGCAUAGAUUCAUUCAGCGUGCAGUCAUUGGAUAGCCGGAGUGUCAGUGAGGUUAACUCGGAUGAUGAGAUCCCUGGGAGUCGGACGCUAGCGUCUGUCACUGCAGGCCCUCCUUUAACAGUGUCAUCAGCUGUAUGUCAGAAGCAGGAAGAUGGAGGAGAAGAGAAGGUAGGAGAGGAGAAGGAGAAGGAAGAGGAGAAGGAGGAGGAAGAGGAGGAGGAGGAAGAGGGCUUUACUGAAACAAUGAGGGAACAGUCGCUGGAUGAGAUGGAGGAGAGCGGACGGAGUGUGACACCUGUUAAUAGUGAGCAGCCUGAAGAGUUGACAGAACAGGAACAGGAAUCCGAGGCUAACCCACUGUCUGGUCCCACCUCCAAAGCUGAAGAACAGACCACUCCUCCAAUCACUGAAGAGAUGAGAAGUGUCUCAACAGUUCAGAUUUUGGAGCUUCAAAAGGUUAUUGACGACUUGUCGGGCCGCCUUGAGAAGAGAGAGUCUCAGCUGCUGGCUGUCAGCAAAGACAAGGCCAAGCUGGACGAGCAGUGUGACAAUCUCAAAGAUGAAGUGAUAAGCCUGAAGGAGGAGAGCUCCACUGUUCAGUCCCUAAAGGAAGAGUUCACCCAGCGCAUAGCAGAUGCAGAGAGGAAGGCUCAGCUGGCCUGCAAAGAAAGAGACAUAGCCAAGAAGGAAAUAAAGGGUUUGCGAGAAGAGCUUUCUACAAGACUUCACUCCAGUGAUACAAUGGAGAUCAUCAAAGAGAAGGAAGAACAGAUCAGAGGCCUGCUGGAAGAAGGUGAAAAGUUGUCCAAGCAGCAGCUGCAGCACAGCAACAUCAUCAAGAAACUGCGUGGGAAGGAGAAGGAGAGCGACGCAAGGAUGACCAAGCAACAGAGGAAAAUCAAGGAGCAGGAGGAGGAGCUCGGGCAACUGCAGCAGGUUCUAGAUGGGAAGGAGGAGGUGGAGAGGCAGCACAGGGAGAACAUCAAGAAGCUGAACGCUGUGGUGGAGCGGCAGGAGAAGGAGCUGAGCAAGCUGCAGGCGGAGUCUGAGGAGCUGCAGGAGAAGAACCGGAGCCUCCAGGCUGCUCUGGACAACUGUUACAAGGAGCUGGCAGAACUUCACAAGGCGCAUGUCAGCAGGACCAGUGAGGCUGAAGAAGCAGCUCUUAGCAGGGAAACACAGGCCAAGGAGCAGCUGAGCCUGGCUUAUGAGAAGGCCCAGGAGGAGGCCAGGAUGCAACAGGAGGCUCUGGCCAAUCAGGUGGCUGACCUGAGACUGGCUCUGCAGAGAGCUGAGCAACAGCAAGCAAGGAAAGAAGAUUAUUUAAGGGAGGAGAUCAGUGAGCUGCAGCAGAGGCUUCAGGAAGCAGAGACUAGGAACCAGGAACUCAGUCAGAGUGUUACCUCUGCAACACGGCCCCUACUGCGACAAAUUGAGAACUUACAGGCCUCAUUGGGUGGACAGACGGCAUCCUGGGAAAAACUUGAGAAGAACAUCUCUGAUAGACUAGCGGAUGCCCAGGCACAGUUGGCCGUUGCUGUGGAAAAGGAGCGAUCAGCAACAGAAGACCUUCUGUCCAUCAAGUCCCAGCUGGCCUCUCUGGAGUCCCAGAAUUCCCUGUUACGCCAGGAGAAGGCCCGGCUCCUGGCUCAGCUGGAUUCUGAGAGAAACAAGAGAGAAAAACUGGAGGAUGAGAGUAGCAGGGAGCAUGUUGAUUUGGAAAAUCUGAGAGGAGAACACAGUCGCAUGCUAGAAGAGGCCAAGAAAGAAAAGCUGCUGCUGACCAAUCAAUUAGAGAUGGAGAAGAUGAAGGUGGAGCAAGAGAAGAAGAAAUGCUACUUGGCACAUGAAGCACUGAAGGAAAAGGAGCGAAAGGCUAUGACCCACUCUGUAGGAGAGGCCCCAGCCUCCUCCACACCCUCCUUAUCCCGCUCUAGCUCAAUCAGUGGGGCUGACAAUGCUGGUCUACAUACCUCUGUUCUUUCCCAGGAUGACUGUUUAGACCACUCUCUAGGUACAAUGACCAUGUCUAUGUCGAUGAGCGGCACCAACCUGUACGAGGCCGCCAGGCUGUCUGGAGGCUCCAGCGUCAUAGAGAACCUCCAGUCUCAGCUCAAACUCCGAGAAGGAGAGAUAGCACAACUGCAGCUUGAGAUCUCCAGUCUAGAGAGGAGUCGUUCUGUGAUGGCAGAAGAGCUGGUCCGACUCACCAAUCAAAACGAUGAGAUGGAGGAGAUGGUGAAGGACAUCCCCAAGUUGAAAGUUCAACUCAAGGAUCUGGAGCAGAGGCACAACACUAUCCUGCAGAUGUAUGGAGAAAAGGCUGAAGAGGCAGAGGAGCUGAGACUGGACCUUGAAGAUGUGAAGAACAUGUACAAAAUCCAGAUUGAUGAACUCCUGAAGAACCAGAAAUAAUUCACUGAACUGUGCUACUUUUGGGACACUCCCAAACAAAUCAUUUGACCAUCUCAGCCACACAUUCACAGACAAAAAGGUAGAGCAGAGAAUUUAAAUGUAAUCACUGUUAAAAGAAAAUUAUUUUAUCUUUAUCCAUUUUAUUUUAAUUAAUUAUGGCAUAUUUUAUUUAAGUGGGAAUGUUGGGAUUAUGCAAAAUAUACAAUGUAUUAUUACAGAACCAAUAUGAAGGAUAGCCAGAGUUCAUGAUUUGGGUGUCUAUUUGAAAUCUUUGGGACUUGGUCAUGAUUAAACAUUUUACAUAGUAUUGUAUAGACAGUUUCUAACUGUAGGAGAUGGUCAUGGUUUUUUGCACUAUACAAAUCCAUCCUUGUUUAUUUCUUAAUGCAUAAUCAGAAUGGUUUAAGAAAUAUAUAAAAAUAUUGUACAGAGAAAUUGAUGUAUUGUUCUCAACUCCUUAGAAAUCACAAAAAGUGGUUUAGACCUGAGAGUAGUCUGUGAUUGAAAUCCUGAAGAUUGGAUUUUAAACCUUAUAAAUAUGUAAAUGAAUAAACCUUUAUUUGGGUGGUGAACACUACUGAUAUUCUUAAUUUGAAUUGUGUGGAUUCCACAGAAGUCAUUAUUUUAAUUGCAUUCAUAAAAAAUACUACAUUAUCUUAAUGUUGCACAAAAGUCUCCAAAUAAAUCUCCAUGUCCGGAACAAUUUCAAA